GCUCCCAUCGCUAAAUGCAACAUCAAUGACCCUCUUUCGAUUCUUCACAAGUAUUACCAGUCAGGAGACCUCAUAAUUGCUGGCAUCAUUUCUCAGUUCUUCAUGUUUUCUAGUGAAAUAACCUUUGACCAACAUCCUUCACUUGAACUCAUUAAUGAUUACUUUGUACUAACUCAGAGCUACCAGCACAUUCUGGCCUUGGAAUUUGCUGUGAAGGAGAUCAAUGAAAAUCCCGGGAUCUUGCCCAAUAUCACCCUAGGCUUCCACAUCUAUAAUAGCAAUUUCCAUGCAAGAUGGACGUAUCUCGCCUCAAUGGAACUUCUCUCCACACGGGGAAGAUUCAUACCUAACUACAAGUGUGACAUACAAGAUAAUCUGAUCACUGUCAUUGGGGGACCCAAUUCUGACAUCUGUCUCUACAUGGCAACCAUAUUCUGCAUUUACAAGGUUCCCCAGCUCACAUAUGGCUCUGCUCCAGUGACGAGUGAUGAAACCUAUGGAGUUUUUCUCCGCCAGAUGUUCCCAUAUGGAGAUAAUCAGUAUAUGGGGAUUGUCAAGCUACUGUUGCAUUUCCAGUGGACAUGGAUUGGAAUGCUUUUCAUAAAUGAUGACAGUGGAGAGAGAUUCAGAGAAAAUGUACUUCCCAUUUUCUCCCAGAAAGGCAUCUGCUUUGAUUUCAUAGAAAGAUUCCCACAACUAACAUUUUCUAGUGGAAUUAAUGAAAUGGUGUGGGAAGGCUUCCAAACGAUUAGCAUUGUUAUGGGAAGCUCUGCCACUGCAGUGGUUGUAAAUGGUGAAAUUCAGACUAUUAUUGUUUUAAGAAUGUUGCUCCACCUAUCAAAUUUUGAGGAAGUACCCAUGAAAACAAAAAUCUGGGUUAUGACAGCCCAGGUGGAUUUUACAUCACUUGGCUUGCAAAGAAGUUGGGACAUCCACUUUAUCCAUGGUGCUAUAUCCUUGGCAAUUCACUCAAAGGAUCUUUUAGGAUUCCAGAAAUUUCUAAAGACAAGAAACCCUACUAUGGGAAGAGAUGAUGGCUUUAUCGGGGUCUUCUGGGAAAAGGCAUUUGGAUGUUCUUUUGCCAGUUCAACCUUAGAAGAGACAGCUGGGGAAAUUUGCACUGGGGAGGAGAAUCUGGAGUCUCUUCCUCAGUCACUUUUUGAGAUGAGGAUGACUGGCCACAGCUACAGCAUCUACAAUGCUGUCCAUGUAGUGGCAGAAGGUUUGCAUGCUAUGCAUUCAUCCAAGUUCAAAAACAAAGCAAUGGUGGAUGAAGGACGAUGGAAGCUUCUGAAUCAACAGUCAUGGCAGGUAAAGCCACUUUCUCUGUGUAAUGACAACUGUCAUUCAGGUUACAGAAAGUCAAAGAAGGAAGGGAAGCCAUUUUGCUGCUAUGAUUGCCUCCCAUGCCCAGAAGGGAAGAUAUCAAAUGAGAAGGACAUGGAUGACUGCUUUAACUGUCCAGAAGACCAUUAUCCAAACAGUGACCAGGAUAUGUGUAUCCCUAAAGCUCUGGUUUUCCUGUCAUUUGAGGAGCCAUUGGGGAUCACUCUGACUAUUUUUGCUCUUUCCUUUUCUUUCAUCACAGUUUUGGUGUUUUGGAUCUUCAUUAAGCACCAGGACACUCCCAUAGUCAAAGCCAACAACAGGAACCUCACCUACAUUCUUCUCAUCUCCCUCCUGCUCUCCUUCCUUUGUACUUUGCUAUUCAUUGGCCAACCUGGUAAGAUCACAUGUCUUCUUCGACAAACUACUUUUGGCCUCAUCUUCUCAAUGGCAGUUUCUUGUGUGCUGACUAAAACCAUCAUUGUAGUUGUAGCUUUCAUGGCCACCAAACCAGGGUCCAGAAUGAGAAGAUGGAUGAGGAAACAACUGGCCAACUCCAUUGUUCUUUGCUGCUCCAUAUUUCAAGCCUUUAUUUGUAUGGUGUGGCUGUCAACCUCUCCCCCAUUCCCAGACUUGGACAUGCACUCCAUGACUAAAGAAAUUGUUCUGGAAUGUAAUGAAGGGUCAGUCAUCAUGUUCUACUGUGUCUUGGGUUUUAUGGGCUUCCUGGCCACUGUCAGCUUCACUGUAGCCUUCCUAGCCAGAAAGUUACCUGACAGUUUUAAUGAAGCCAAAUUCAUCACUUUCACCAUGUUGGUCUUUUGCAGUGUCUGGGUGUCCUUUGUUCCAACCUAUCUGAGCACCAAGGGGAAAUACAUGGUGGCUGUGGAGAUCUUCUCCAUCUUAGCUUCCAGUGCUGGGUUAUUGGCCUGUAUAUUUUUCCCCAAAUGUUAUAUCAUAGUAUUGAUGCCAGAGUUAAACAAUAAGGGGCAGCUAAUAAGAAAACAACAUUGA
Rhineura floridana is the source of this 2340-nucleotide messenger RNA. RefSeq names its product vomeronasal type-2 receptor 26-like. Lineage: Eukaryota; Metazoa; Chordata; Lepidosauria; Squamata; Rhineuridae. Gene Ontology annotation, biological process: G protein-coupled receptor signaling pathway. Gene Ontology annotation, cellular component: membrane. The transcript has 5 exons. Gene Ontology annotation, molecular function: G protein-coupled receptor activity. The record is from RefSeq and is a predicted model, not a curated record. The coding region runs from base 103 to 2340 and encodes 745 amino acids.